AGUCAUCAUAGUUCUGAACUCUUUGUCAUUGUCAGGCAAGGAUUUCUCUGUAAAAUCAGUAGGUCUACAUAACUGGGGCUCUGGUUAAAGCAUCUACCAGCAUGAUAACUUUCUGAAAUUAACCAGCCAAACCAUGACCUUGAAAGUCUGUAGUGAAAUAACCAGCCUAGAUAAAUGUAUUAAUGGGCUACUGGCUAUAAAAUUGCAUCUACAAAAUGUCUUGUAAAUAUUUUUCACAAGGACAUGUUAAAUAAUUAUAAUAAAGGGUCAUUAUGAUUUGAAAACAGUGUUUUGGAGUGAUUGCCUCUAACUCUGCAGUUUCACAGUUUCACUUGUGAUACAAAAAACUCUUCAAUUCCCUAAAACCAGUUCCCUUCAAACCAGUUUUUUUUCUUCCUGAACAUUUUACAGUAAACAGAACACGGAAACAAUUUAUACUAUUUAGCACAAAGAAGCUGAAGUGUUAGUUAUUGUUGAGCUGUUGUUUGAGUUGUUUGGUCAGUGUUCAUACGCAGUGAAAUGGGCCAGUGUUUCAGUGGGACAGGACCAGUUCACCUGUCCAGUGUGUCUGGAUCUACUGAAGAAUCCAGUGACCAUUCCCUGUGGACACAGUUACUGUAUGAACUGUAUUACAAGCUGCUGGAAUCAGGAGAAUCAGAAUGGACUUUACAGAUGUCCUCAGUGCAGAAAGAUCUUCAGUCCAAGACCUGCCUUAUGUAAGAAUGUGUUGUUUGAUCAAAUGGUGGAGGACCUGAAGAAGACUAAACUACAAACUGCUGUUCCUGCUGGUGCCUCCUGUCAGACUCAUUUUGACCGUCAUGAAGAAUCUCGCCCAAGUAAACCACACAAAGUGAUCGAUGUCGCUGGGCGAAGGCAGAAGAUGAUCUGUCCUCAACAUCAUAAACAACUGGAAAUCUACUGCCGGACUGACCAGCUCUAUAUUUGUUAUUUGUGUGCAGUAAAUACACACAAAAACCACAACACCGUAACAGCUAUAGAUGAGAGGACAGAGAAACAGAAACAUCUGGAACAAACUCAAAGGGACUUCCAGGAGAGGAUCCAGCAGAGAGAGAAAGAUCUUCAGGAGCUGAGAGAGGUUGUGAAGACUCAUAAGCACUCUGCAGAGAAAGCAGUGCAAGACACUGAGAGGAACUUUACUGAACUGAUCCGCUCCAUUGAGAAAAGCCACUCGGAGAUCACACAGCUGAUCAGAGAUCAGGAAAAAGCUGCAGUGAGUCAAACCGAAAUACUCAUGAAGCAACUGGAGCAGGAGAUUGAUGACCUGAGGAAGAGAGACACUGAACUGGAGCAGCUUCUACAAACAGAUGAUCACAUCAAUUUUCUUCUGAGCAUUGAGUCUUGCUCUGUUCCUCCACAAACUACUGAAGUGCCCAGAAUCACAGCCAAUUCUCACCUCUUAUAUGAUGAUGUGGGAAAAUCUGUCCUUCUGCUAAAAAAUAAACUUGAGGAAGUCUGCAAAGAAUUGACAGAAAUGAUAUCUAAAAGAGUGCAAAACAUUAAGAUCAUUUCCACUUCUGAGGAGAGCAUAAAACCACCACAGCCACGGUCCAGGGCCACAACAAUGCCAGGACCACCAUCCAGUUUCCACCCAAUGCCAUUACCAACUAGACCUCCCCCAAAUGAAUGGUCACGAUACAGAUCCUUGUCGGAUUCAAAAUACUGGCAUUCCAUAGAAUAAGAGUCACAGCCCAGACCCUCCGCAUUGCCAGGAUCAUGUGUCAGACCCUCCACAACACCACUUUGUGUUUGAAUCAACACAAAGUAGAAAAAAUAAAUAAAAUUAUAUUCCUAUUUUUCUUUGUAAAUCUGCAGUCUCUACAAUAGACAGAUUUUGAUUUAAAUUUAGCCUAUCUUAUGGUGUUUAUAUAUCUAAGUAUCCAAUUAUGUAUCUACAGACUUGAUAUAGUAUUGGUAUACAUUUUUAAAACAUUAUUUUAUGUAUAUAUUUAUAUAUUCCUUCUGUUUAACCUCUAUCCCUGAUCAAACACAAGUAAACCCACUAAUUAAGAUCUUCAGGAGCACUUAUAGUUACAGACAGGUGUGCUGCAUGGUGCAGGGUUAGAACUGAACUCUUCAGGUGUAGAUCUCCAGGAACAGGAUUGGCAUGCCUGAUUUAGAUAAAUGUUUUGUCCGCUUAUUAAUGUAUCUAAAGUGCAUAUUGCCUGCUUGCUUGGUAUGUGGUUAAUAAAGACUUAUUU
Molecule: messenger RNA, 2219 nt
Organism: Cyprinus carpio (common carp)
Lineage: Eukaryota; Metazoa; Chordata; Actinopteri; Cypriniformes; Cyprinidae
Molecular function (GO): zinc ion binding
Source: RefSeq, a predicted model, not a curated record